CAAUAAUUUAUCACUCAUUACUCAUUACCAGAAGUAUAUGAAUUUUUUAACUAAGACAUUUAAUUCCUUAACUGGGAAUUCAAUUCCCUAUACACUUAAGGAUAAAAUUGUUGAUCCUGUUGAUGGGAAAUCUGUCAUUGAUCAUAAUUCUAUUUGGACAGUUUAUAAUGCUACUAAUCCUAAAUCAGAUAAUAGUUCAGUAACCGUAUUUGAAUUUAAUCUCACUGAUCCAAAAAAUAUUCAAUCGGGCUUUGAUUCAUUAGCUCGUAAUGCGUUUAAGAAAUUAAAGUUAAUUAGAUUCCCAGGUAUAAUCUCCACCGUGGAGUUUAUUGAAAAUGAUACUUAUUUAUAUAUUAUUACUGAACCUGUUAUACCAUUAUUAACAUAUUUAAAUCAAGUUUCUCAUGAUAUUUCAGUUGAUGCUAAGUUAUAUGGCUUAUACCAUGUAGCUCAAAGUAUAUCAUUUAUUAAUCAAACUUGUACUAGUUUACAUGGGAAUGUAAAUUUAUUGAAUUCAGUAUACGUCAAUCAACAAGGAGAUUGGAAGUUAUUUGGAUUUGAAGUAUUAACAAAUUUACAAUCUGAUCCAGAUCAACCAAUAUACAGAUUUUCUCAAAGAUUACCAGGAUUCAAUUACUUUUUACCAACUGAUGUUUCUGAUGGAAAUAUUGAAGCUAUAAGAUCCUUCCCUAUAAAGUUUGAUUCUUACAAGUUUGGUGUGUUUAUUUUUCAAAUAUUAACAACUAAAGAUUUUACUUCAUUUGAUCCAACCUAUAAUAAAGGGUUGAAUGAAUCCUUAGUACCUGCAAAAUUAAGAACUUCUUUUAAGAAAUUAAUAAAUCCAAAAUUGGGAUUGAGAAUCACAGUAGAGAAGUUUUUGGAAGUUGAAGAAACUAAUUUUGAACUGAAUAAAUUAAUUACAUUUAAUAAACAAUUAGAAGAUUUGAAAUUUCAAAAUGAUCAACAGAAAUUUGAAUUCUUCAAAUAUGAAUUGGGAACAUUAUUCAAUGAUGAUUCAAAUAAUUACUAUUUUCCUUCUGGUUUACUUGAAUAUAAAUUAUUACCUGAAUUGAUAAGCCAGUACAAUAAUAUUGCAAAGAACAAAUUUGCUGCUAGUGUGACAGAUCCAGCUGUCCUUCAACAAAGACAAGAAUCUCAUUCUAUUUUGUUGAAUUUCAUUCUUAAAUUUGGAAUCAAAUUAACAUUAGAUCAAUUCAAUAAGUUAAUAAAACCUAUCAUUUUUGAAUCAUUCACUCUGGGUGAUAGAUCAGUAAGAUUAACUUUAUUGAAUCAUUUACCUGGGUUUGAAAAAUUCUUGACUGAUUCAGAAGUACAACUGAAAAUAUUCUUAAACCUUAUUAAUGGGUUUCAAGAUACAAAUUUUAUGAUCAGAGAAACUACUUUGAAGUCUAUCACUAUUAUUAUUGAUAAAGUUUCUGUCAAACAAGUAAAUCAAGAUUUAUUGAAAGUCUUAGCCAAAUCUCAAAUGGAUCCAAAACCUUCCAUCAGAGUUAAUACUUUAAUUUUGAUUAUUAAAAUAUCCCCAAAGAUAUAUUCAAAUUCCAAAAACAGCGUUAUAAUAACAGCUUUAUCUAAAUCUUUGAGAGACACCUUUACUCCUUGUAAAAUGACUGCAUUAUCGGGAUUUGAAAGCUUGAUUGGUGAAUUCUCUUUAGAUGAAAUUUGUUCAAAGAUAUUGGGUCAAUUGGCCAUUUCAUUAAUGGAUAAGAAGUCUACAAAAGUUCGUAAUGAAGCAAGAAGAAUUUUUAAACUAUAUUUAGAUUCAGUAGAGAGCCAUUCUAAUUCUUUACCUGAAGUUGAAGAUGAUGAAAAUCAAGAAGAAGCUGAAUUCUUUAGAAAGUUUUCCGCUUCUAACCCUAUUACAUCAUCGACUUCGGGCACAUCUGAUAAUAAUAAUAGUGCACCAAGUGAUAAUAAUGGGCUGAGUGCUUUAUCAUCUUUCGGAUGGGGAGUGGUCAAUAAAAUUGUUUCUGGAGGUGCUGUAGAAGGUCAAUUAAACAAUGAUUUUAAUGUUUCAACACCAGACUUGACUAGAAUAUCAACUCCUACUGCGACCCAUACAAAGGUGGCUGCAACAACCACCAACGCAACAGAAAGUUCUUGGGAUGAUUUCAACAAUGAUAUUGAUGUUGAUGAUGGUUGGAAUAUGGAUGAUGAAGUAACUGAAGAUCCUGUGCCUCCAGUUCAAAAUGUUAAUGAAAGUUUUAAAGCCUUAAAAUUAUCGGAAGCCAACAAACCAAAUAGAAAGGCUCCAAUUAAAAGUCUGACUUUAAGAUCAGGCAACACUACAACUAGAAAGACAUCAAGCCUAAAGUUAGGUUCACAUGCAAAGAAGACUGUAACACCUUUGAAACUUAAUCUUAAAGUAGAGGAGGAUGAAAACGAUGGCUGGGGAGAUAAUUGGUGAUUUUGAAAUAUUUCAACUGAUACAGUAGUCAUGUUUGCCGUUGGUGUGUGUUCUUCGUCAAAUUCUAUACAUGUUAAUAAUAACUAUUUUAUAUAGGAAAUAGAUUAAUUAAUUCUACAUUUUUUGCUGGCUGAAUGACUUGCUAGUCAUAUUAGCUCGACAUUAAUUAUGACGAUAUGCAAUAAUAUCACCUUACUUUCGUAUGAACCCAAAAGAUUAGUAAGUGAAUGCUAAGAUGUAUUCGGUUAUAACAUUUCAACAUAAGUGUUGUUUUAUCCAAUAGUAACUGUCUGCAAGAGUAGUAAUAGAAAUUAUGUAUAUAUAUUAAUGAAC
This is a messenger RNA of Scheffersomyces amazonensis, 2761 nucleotides long. It is a transcript of the gene CEX1, whose product is annotated as Cex1p. The record is from RefSeq and is a predicted model, not a curated record. Lineage: Eukaryota; Fungi; Ascomycota; Pichiomycetes; Serinales; Debaryomycetaceae. Gene Ontology annotation, biological process: protein phosphorylation; tRNA export from nucleus. Gene Ontology annotation, cellular component: cytoplasm. Gene Ontology annotation, molecular function: protein kinase activity; ATP binding. The coding region runs from base 38 to 2428 and encodes 796 amino acids. The transcript has a single exon.